AUGAGCACUUUACAGCCCCUAAACAUAAACCAACUACAGCCAUUUCCUCUCCUGAAGGAGUUAAGUGCUCUUCCCUCUCAUCUUCUUAACCAAUUCGCUGCUCUGUACGAAUUGACGAAGGGCUAUGUCGUUUCGCUAGAUACGUAUGGUAGUCACCAACAGGAUAUAGUAAAUAGAAUAAAUGAAAAUGUAGACUUGCUCAAUCGCAUUCUGGAGCUUAUUUCUGACUAUAAUGCAUGUUCACAACAGAUAUCUCGGCUGGCGCAGCGGCUCGAACUGCUCUAUCGGCAGUUUCUCGAGCUUGAAACAGCCCAGUACCAACUUUUGAGCUCCAACUACAAUACCAAUGUAUUAAAGAGUAAAUUUGAGCGAUUUGCCAGAGGAAGCGACGCUACCAGUAGCAGUAUGGCCAAGUCAUAUGCGACCACAGGUGCAGAGAGAGAUCUCUUGCAGUUUCUUCGAGAAUUCAAGGACUCGCGGAAGGAGUAUCAUAUGCAGCGAGAGAAAUUGAAUCGGUGGGAAGAAGAACGAGUCAGUGGACUCUUUUAG
Australozyma saopauloensis is the source of this 549-nucleotide messenger RNA. Its product is annotated as ESCRT-I subunit protein. Lineage: Eukaryota; Fungi; Ascomycota; Pichiomycetes; Serinales; Metschnikowiaceae. The record is from RefSeq and is a predicted model, not a curated record. Bases 1 to 549 code for a protein of 182 amino acids. The transcript has a single exon.